AUGAGCAGCAGCAUGCCGAUCGCUACGCUCGCAACAAUACUCUUGUUCUUUCUGUCCACUAACGCCAGUGAGGAAAAUACAAGGAAGCCAUAUAUUGUGCAUAUGUUGAAAUCCAUGAAGCCCCAGAACUUCAGUUUACAUGAGCAGUGGUAUCAUUCAAUUCUCACCCAGGCAACUUCUACUGCCUCCACAUCAGAUCCGAGUAUCUUGUUAUAUACGUAUGACGUACUCCUCCAUGGUUUUGCAGGCAAGCUGACCAGUGCCGAAGCUGUAGCUUUGGAGAGCGUGGAUGGCUGUCUGGCUGUGAUUCCAUCCUCGCUCAAUAAACUUCAUACCACACACUCACCUCAGUUUCUCGGCCUCACUAAUGGCAGAGGACUGUGGUCUCAGGAGUUGAAUCGAGGAGAAGAUGUGAUAGUGGGCAUGGUGGACACGGGAAUAUGGCCUGAGAGUGAAAGCUUCCAUGACAAGGGUCUGGGACCUGUUCCCUCCAGAUGGAAAGGCGAAUGUGAAAGUGGCGAGCAAUUCGAUUCCUCCAUGUGCAAUAGAAAACUCAUCGGAGCUCGAUUUAACUUUUCUGUGGGCUACAAAUCGCAUGUAGGCGAGGAUUUCAUAUCAGCAAGAGACAGCUACGGCCACGGCACGUAUACUGCUUCUGUUGCUGCGGGAUCUGCUGUAAGGGGAGUGAACUACAAUGGCUUUGGUAAUGGAACGGCCAUGGGCAUGGCGCCUGCGGCCAGACUUGCCAUCUAUAAGGCCUGCUGGGGGGGACCGGAACCCAACUGCGAUGACAGCGAUGUAGCUGCUGCUAUGGAAAAAGCCAUCCAAGACGGCGUCGACAUUAUAUCUUUGUCAAUUGGUGGCGGGUUUGAGAAUCCAUUCUACAUGGAUCACAAAGCGCUGGCAGCAUUCGGUGCCAUAGAGAAGGAUGUAUUUGUUUCCGCCUCUGCUGGUAACGACGGGCCUUUUGAUGGCUUUGUUGUAAACACGGCACCGUGGAUAACAACUGUGGGCUCUGGCAGUAUGGACAGGGAGUUUCUCUCCCUUUUGAAGCUCAGCAACGGUGAGGUGUUGAAAGGCUCGUCGCUCUACAGAGGAGCUGGGAUUCAAAAUCUGCCUCUGGUAUACGAUUAUUGCAGCAACCUCGGUGUCGACCCACAUCUCUUCAAAGGUAAAGUUGUGAUGUGCAAUUCCGAAGGUAAUUCGACGGAAACAGCAAGGCUGCUGAAGGACGCAGGCGCAGCAGGAAUGAUAUUUGUUAACGAUGAAAUCUACGGUGCCCAAGAUAUACCUCUCGACCAACCAUAUUUGCCGGCUGCCAGAGUGAGUUUUUCGACGGGCGAAAAGAUAAAAGCUUACGUUAACAGCACGGCGGCGCCUAUGGCCACCAUCAACCCCACGGGGUUGACAGUGGUGGGAAAAGCAAUUGCUCCCAUUGUGGACACGUAUUCUUCGCGGGGUCCAAGCGCUUUAUAUCCGGACGUUCUUAAGCCGGAUCUAAUUGCGCCGGGUUCCAAUAUCUUGGCUGCGUGGGAGGGCGGCUUCAAGAUAAAGUCAGGUACUUCAGUGGCUUGUUCCCACGUCAGCGGCAUAGCAGCGCUUAUACGAGCCUCCCAUCCGACAUGGAGUCCUGCGGCAAUCAGAUCGGCUCUCAUGACGACAGCAUCCACGCUGGACAACAGAAAGCAGCCCAUCAAAGAUGCGCUAACCUUGCGAGCCACGGAGCCAUUUGCAAUAGGUGCAGGUCACGUAAAUCCAAGGGCUGCCAUGGAACCCGGGUUGGUCUACGAUUUGGGUCCUCAAGAUUACGUCAACUAUCUGUGUGGUCAAAACUUGUACACGAAAAAGCAAAUAGCUCUGCUCACCCACAAAUGGCCUCCUUGCCCCAAAUCGGAAUCAGGUGAAGAUCUUAACUACCCAUCUUUCUCAGUUUUGUUGAAGUACGGAGAGCGUGUUCAGGUAAAGAGGAGGACGGUGACCAACGUGGGUGGCGACAAUGCCUUAUACAAAGUGUGGGUGAAGAGCAGUUCAAACGUGGAGGUAAAGGUGGAGCCAGACACAUUGGUGUUUAAGAAAUGGAGUGACCAGGCAAGUUAUAAUGUGACAUUCGAAAGCCGAGUGGAAGGGAGCGAGGAGGGAGAGUACGGGGAGAUAAUGUGGAAAUGUAUCCAAGGCGGAACGCACAUCGUUCGUAGUCCAAUUGCCAUCCUCUGGUUUACACUUUGA
Messenger RNA from Cryptomeria japonica (Japanese cedar), 2226 nucleotides. Its product is annotated as subtilisin-like protease SBT1.7. Lineage: Eukaryota; Viridiplantae; Streptophyta; Pinopsida; Cupressales; Cupressaceae. The record is from RefSeq and is a predicted model, not a curated record. Bases 1 to 2226 code for a protein of 741 amino acids. Gene Ontology annotation, biological process: proteolysis. Gene Ontology annotation, molecular function: serine-type endopeptidase activity. The transcript has a single exon.